GAAUUGGACGCAGGUAUUGUCCAGGAUGUUCUUAUCAUAGUCACAUCAAUGCUGGCAAAGAUUAUCUCCUGAACUAUUAAUUUUGUGAGGAUGUUUUCUUUGACCAUGCAACACAACUAAACUUGUGUUAUAUGUUUAGGUUGAUGAAGACCACAGCGUGUGUGAAUAAUCUAUAGAAUCAUUCAAAGGUAACACACUUUGUUAUAACGUAAUAAAGAAUGCGUGUGACAUUUCUCUACAGAGAUACGGCGGAGUGCAUGCAAAUAUUUUUAACUGAUAAUCAGCAUAACCAUUAAGAGACAAUUGUUUUCAAUGUCGCGUAAUAUUGGCGAUGAAAAGUAUUCGAAAGCAAAAACCGUUUUGGCGUUCCUCUCAAAUUACUGAUUACAAUUAUCAUUAAUAUUGUAAAGUUGACGGCAUAUUUAUACAGCAAUAUAAGCCAAACAUACUAAACUUCAGACAUCAUUUUCUCUUUGGCGUACAGGCUAAAAUUUCUUCAUUUUAGAGGUUUUACAGAUAAAGCGAUUUUUAAGCGAAUAUAGCACUAAACAUACUUUUUUUGAUGUUUGAAUAUAACCAACAUUAGUUUUGAGCGCAUGUGACUUAGGUCUACAAUUCCUCUUAACAUUGCAAGAGAGUUCAGAGAAUGGAAAUAGGCUCAUCAAUAGCCUCUAAGUACAGGCAUCUCUUCCCCGGGUGAGAUGCCUGCAGGGGAGCCUAUCUAUAUACCAGCUGAUUUGCAUGUCGCUAUCUAAAUUGAGCCGGAAGACCACAAGGGGACGAUCUUGCUUGGACCAAAUUACGAAGGCAUUUACGGCAGAAUAAUUAGAUCUCACUUGUGGUAUUAGAGCUGGUCAUUAUACUGUGCCGAGUAGUUACGUGCGCACAAGGGCACACAGCGUGAGCAGCAACACUGCCAACACAAGAAUACAAACACGAACCGAAAUUUGCAGAUUGAUUUUGAUAAAAACGUUUGUAUUCUUUGAUUAUCUUAAACAUGAUACAAGAUUUUGUAUCGAAUGCUCCUUUACGGUCAUGAUUUUCCAUGAAUCAUUGAUGAAUGAUGAACUAAUAAAUGUCUCUCGGACAAUACAUGAAGUUCCAAUACGACUUUACGACAAGACAUUUUCUGUAUGUUAUUUAAGCCAUCAUGAGACUGUUACUUUGUUGUUGUUGUUACUUAUUAGCUUUUUCCAUCAUUAGUUCUCAUCAGUUAGAUAUUGUAUGUCAUCAGUUAGGUGAUCUUAGUAUGGGUCAUAGAUAUAUAUUCUCUACUCUGUGACCGUGACAUUACGCAAAGGAAAGUGUGGUUGUUUCGCUUGCAAACUAUGGGGGAUUUAUCAACACAAAUCUCUGGCGAGCAUUUUAUCUCGAGGCGAUGUAAAUUGUUAACAAGUUUGACGUUCUCAUCAUUCCAUGACAUUAUCACAGUUUCACCUUCAACGUUCUGUAUGAGUGCAGGAAGUGAAAUCUUCCAGAGAAAAUACAGCGAUAUUUACGCAAGAGAUUUAAAAAUAUCUUCACAGUUUUGAAUCGUGACAAUGAAUGAAUAAUGGUUUUGGAAAAUAAUAUCCAGGAAGAAAAUUAUUGUUUUAGUUGGGGCCACACCAACCGUUUGAAUGUAGCACUAAUUGGUUUUAAAUAUUUUAAUGAGUCGUUAUUUAUACUAAUUAGUUCUUAUUAAUUUUAACCAGUUCCAAUAAAUCGACAUGAAAUAUUUUACUCUACAGCAUCUUCAUCUUCAAAAAAAUAGUAUUGCAUUUCAGGAACUGUAGCACCAUGUGUCAUCUGUAGCGUUGUUUUAGCCAGCUAGAAGUAAAACUAAAGUCCCACUCAAGCCAAAACAACAUAUCUCUAUAAACGUGGGAAGCGCUGGCCUCCACUAUCUUAUCUCCAACUUAUACAGUUGAAGGCAAGAUAAAACUCGGACAAUCUAACUUGCGUGAUCUAUGAAUGUCACAGCGUUUUCCAUCGUCUAUCUUCCCAACAGUUGGCAGUCUACAUCUGACUAUACACGCAGCGUCCCACCUGAUAAUGGCGAUAGAUAACAGCUUGAAAAUAUUCCACAUUACAAGAACUCAUCAAGUUCAAUAUAUUGAUGAGACGCAAAUGCUUGUGCGAUGUUUUGACAUCAUGUGUUAUUUAUCACUCUUGCUGGAGGUGGAGUAGAAUUCUUCAAUAAUGUUGAUGCGAUGUGAAUGUUAGUACCAUUAUCGAGAGUUCCUGUACCACUCAUUGCAUGAGUAGAAAUCGUGUGUUACACAUGUCUCCACAAUGUGGUUUUUUGAACAAACACAUUUCCAUUCUACACCAGAACGUUGUACAUUGAUACAAUCAUAUUUUACUGACAUAUAGUUGUUUGUUAUUCAUGUUGCGUAGCAUUUCUUAUCUUUUGUUUUAUGGAUAUCCUGCGUCAUCAGUUUAUCUUGCAAUGAAAUGUGUGUCUAAUGUAAAUGUUAUAAAGUGUGUAAUAUAAAUGUGCGAUCAAAUCUUUUGAUGUGUAGUUUGAUAUACCGUUGCCAGUCGUAAAUGUACAUUACUACUUACAAAUGAUUGGGCUAGCUGUAUUGGUGGGAAAUAUUUAUUCCUAAUUCUGUUACUAGGCUUUCAAUCUAUUGAAGUUACGUUGGAAGAGAUAAGCCACGUUUUCUGAGGUGAGUUGGCAAGAAUGCAAUCUCAUUCCGGAAAAAAAGAUUGUCCAGGAUUACUCGAGUGUAACAUUAUAUACAGAGUUUUGUCUGUUUUCCAAAGUGUUAAAUAGUGUAUACGUCUGCUAAUUUCACGUGCAGGGGGUCUGAAAUCUGCAAAUGCAAUUAUAGCAAAGUUAACCUCAUGGCAACGCAGUCGAGUUUACUGACUUUAUGAAACUGAUGGAAAGCUAUUACGAGAGUUUCAAGUGAGAAAUCUGUCCAGCCGUCUAUCAUUAUUACGUCUCUACUUGUGUUGACGUUUCAAAUGAUGCCAUAUCAUUUUACUGCAUCAACACUAGCAUAUAAAGCUUGUCCAGGCAAUUCUCCAUGAUUUCAAGUGGUGGGAGACUGCCUAUUUUGAAUAAUGUAAGCCAGUGUAGAUCCUCAUUUUCACCUUGUUCUUAUUGCGAGCAUCUUUAUGGAAUUGGUUUGUCAGUUCAACUAAUUCCAUCCAUUCAAACUUUUUUUCUAUUUGUACAGCACAGCCAAGGUUGAAAGAUAAUCUAACGUGGAGGAAAUUUUCAACAUUUAAAAGGUCUGUACAAUGUCUGUCAGAGGAACGUUUCAUGGAACUGAAUUGUUAAAGUGUGCAUGGAAAUGUUAUACAAGGGUGCAUGUGCUAAAAUUGCAGUUACUUUACGUGAAUUUUCGCUCGCAUAUGUAUAUUGUUAACUUAUCUCAACACAAACAUUUAAAUAUUUUCUCAAAAACUACUCUACCGAAAGUCCAUGUUUGGAAUGUGAAUAUAGAACGCAGUAAAUGCUAAUUUGUGUAUGUCUAUCUGUUGAAAGCAUUUUAAGAAAAUGAAACCGCUUCUGUGGUGAUGUUCCAAUCAAGGCAGACAUUUUUUUAGCACAUCUGGUGUUUUAUCUUGUGAAAUCAAGAAUGUUUUUAUGCUCAAGGUUGGAGUUUAUGAUUAGUAUCUAGAAUCACAGUCAGUCUUGAAGCGCAUGCAUAACAUGCUUGCGUUAUGUGAUGGAAUGCGUGCUUUUUAUUCAACGUUUUACCAUCAAACGAUUUAAAAAACAUAUGUUUGUUUGGAUACAUCUGUCUUAAUCGUAUUUCUCAAGUGCACCGUUUUGCCGAGUAGUUUCAUAGUGCUUUGCUUUUAAUGUAAAUACAAGACAAUUAACGAAGAAAGACGGCUAAAAUUAAUACCUUCCGUUACACGCGAUUUAUUCCAAUUUUUUGAUAUCUCAAUUUGCGUCACGAAACUCAAAGCGACAACUCCGUUUUACAAACAAAUGGACAGCACAUAUGUUUACUAUACAAUCAUUGUCCCAUGCUUAUAAGCUAUUACUUUCUGUUGACUGUAUUCAUCCUGACAGCAGGUGAUUUUUGUUGCUAAAAAUAUAUCCAUUCCUUACCAUAUACAGUUUUUGAAAAACAAAAUAAGACGCAAUUGAUGGAGUGCGAUUGUCCAAUUAUUUGCCAUCAACAAUUUUCAUACGGUACACGUGAGGAAACGAGAGUAUUUGUACGACACUGUUUAAUACCUAGAUUUUAUCACGUGUUUUACUGUGCUGUCCAUGCUAUACUGUUGGCGUCGCGUAUCGAACAUUUUGAGCUGUUAUAAAAUUAUUGUUAGAUAUUCGUCGGAUGCCAAUGUAGAAAGAUAGGUUCAAUAAAGAUAGGUUAUAGGGAAUUUUCAGGUUUAUUGAUUGUUUUGUUCCCUUAAGCGGUUAAGCCUGCUUUCCCGUUUUUCAUACGCACGGGAAAAUUUAUAUUGUUUUAAAUUUUACGUUUGAAAUAACUAAUUUGAAUAACGGAAAUAAUUUAGUUGUUUGUAUGAAGUGUAUUUGUUGAGGUAAUUUGGAAAGAUUGUGCGUGACACACGCACGUAUGAAAAACGCUGGAAAGCAGCCUACACUCACACUAGACGGAAAUUUCCCACCGUCUUCUAAUCUGCGCCAGGAUCAUGCGCGAAUCACGCAUGUGGUCAAAGGUCUGCAAUUACUGUUUGAUAAGCGCCAUCAGGAACACCACAGGUUUUCCUACCAUGUAGGCCCAAUCAAAACACAUUUAUAUUCAAUGUGACGCAUCACUGUGCUGCAAGAAUUGUAAGUAAAUUUAUUCAAUCAUUAGUUUGGCAUUUCAGUCCAAAGCAAAACCAGUUGACUGACAAUCGUUAUUGCACGGAAAGUAUUAUUGUAGUCUCACUUGAUUGUUGAUGAGCUUUGUUGAGAGACGAUUGUCUUCAGGCGAGGUGAUUCUAAAAAUUAUCUUUCGCUUCCAACGCUUGCAUCAUUAUUGUCUAUUUAGCGUAGUUUUGUCAAUGCAAGUAAUACUAAUUUUUUCAUUAUAGCUGUUAAAAAUAAAGUCUAAUGUACUGUUUUUCCUUAUAACUUGAGGGCAUUGUCUAGGCAUUUAUCUUGACAUCAUUGGUUGUUAUUUAUGCACAGUUUUCUACUUGAUAACUUUGAUAGAGGUUGAAUGUCGCACCUGAAUUCUUCUUUUACAGAUGAACGAACAAGAAAAAACAGUGAAUGAAGAAAAUAAGGAUGAGGACCUAAGCUGGGGCUGGCGUUCGUUCAGACCUCGGUGUUUGCAAUGGUUGAAUUGUUCGCUAGGAUUGCUGAUUGUUCUAGCUUUAUGCGGCAUCGUUUACGGUAAGAAGCACAAUGUUUACAAUGGAAUUUGUGAAAAGAGCAAGUAAUUUUAGCCACAUGCAUGUUCGCCUAGUUUGAUUGGGUUUAGUAAUUGCCACGAAAUUUCUUGCCUGCAAAUCUGAAGUUCUGGAGGCUAGAGUUGUACAGGGUGUAAACCAACUACAACAUGUUCGUGUUCAGUUUAUCAAUAACAUUUUUACUCAGCAAGGAAAUUCAGCCUUUUCGCGUGAAAUGAUACAAAAAAGGUGUCAUUCGUAAACUAAAACCCUAAUCUUUAUUAAGAUGAAAAAUUCAAUCUUUGCACGCAAUAUUGCGGACACAACAGCACCACUCUAAAACUCGAUUGUCUUUUUUGAAUAUACCCUGCUGUAUAUUAUGCCCUUUGACGAACAAAAAUAUGAUAAGUGGCUGGAAUGCGUGGGAUAUGCGAACAAUGAAAAGACAACUGAUGACGGAGUCGUGCUUUACUACUUUCUUGAUGUUUUUUAGGUAUGACAGUGAAUGGUUUUAACUACGCAGCAAUCCCCUCGCUUGAGAAACAGUUUCAUUUGAACAGCAAACAAACAGGUCUGAUGUCGUCUGUCAAUAACAUAUCAAAUAUGCUCCUGACAAUCAUAGUCAGUUUUUAUGGAUCAUUUGGAAACAAGCCUCGCUGGAUUGGUCUCUCCUUGACUUUUGUUGGCUUUUCAUUGGUCUUGUUUUCUGCUCCACAUUUUAUGAUUGGAAGAUAUGAACCCCCCGCAGGUGAGAGUCUUUUGUGUUCUCAUGUUCUGGUUUAAGUGGAUGUUAUUUUAAUAUCAAGUCAUGGCUGCAUGAGGCAGUACAUGCUGGUUCACACUAGUUGUGGAGCUGGUUGUGGAGCUUUAAGCAACUGAGCUACAGAGAGACAGUUGUGGAGCUCUAAGCAACUGAGCUACAGAGAGACAGUUGUGGAGCUCUAAGCAACUGAGCUACAGAGAGACAGUUGUGGAGCUCUAAGCAACUGAGCUACAGAGAGACAGUUGUGCAGCUCUAAGCAACUGAGCUACAGAGAGACAGUUGUGGAGCUUUAACCAACUGAGCGACAGAGAGACGGUUGUGGAGCUGUUACCGCAAGGUUCGCUCCUGGUUAGGUGUGAUAACUGUAUAAUUUCACUCUCAAAAUCUCCAGCUGCAAAACCUUUGAACAAUGAACUGAGUCAUACCUCUUACAUUUUCAGCCGUGCAUUCUUCGCAGUUCUGUUCAUCAGACAACAGCUCAAGAUGUGAAGACAGUGACUCUAUUACAUUCUCCUGGUCUUAUUUCAUCAUAUUUCUGCUGUCUCAAGUUAUCGCAGGCGCAGGUGGUGCUCCCAUCUUCAGCCUGUGUAUCGCAUAUCUAGACGAGAACAUCAGCCCUAAACAUACGUCCAUAUUUAUUGCGAUAUAUUACGUGUCUGGUUUCCUGGGUCCUAGUAUUGGUUUUGUUAUUGGUGGACAAUUGCUGAGUACGUACGUGGACAUUGAUCAGGUCAGUUCCAGUGAAGCCCGGAGGAUGAGAAUGCAUGAGAGUUUGCAGUCACGCGAGCUUGGUUAGCUGUUCUUAAUGCUUUCCCAACACUAUCAUGUAUUUAAGUGAAAACAUAGUUGGAACAUUCAUCAAACCUUUAUUUUGUCAAUCUAGAGCUUGAAAUGUCCCCUGUAUCACGCGGGACUACCUACUGUCGUUGACUGGGGUUUGAACGAUCUUAGUCAUCAAGUACCAGAAAGUGUUAAGUGAUGCAAAAUACCAACGAAAAGAGUUCUAACCAAUUUCCGGGUGUCGUCCUUGUUGACAUAAACGUCGCUUAAAUUGAGCAAUACAAUGACGCCGGGCAUUAAUAUUGUUUUUCCAUUUCAGCCUGAGGGUUUCGACCUGAGUCCCAAGGACCAACGCUGGUUAGGCAAUUGGUGGAUAGGAUCCUUGGUCGGUGCAUUUGUCAUGUUCGUCGUAGCAUUCGUCAUUAUGGGGUUUCCACGGCAACUGCCACGUGCUAAGGCACAGCGUGAAGAAGCGAUAAAGAAUAAGGAAAUUCCUGCGCAUGAUCAGAAAAUCUCGGGAAAUAUCAAAGAUAUUAUACCAGCAACGAAACGUUUGGUGUGUAAUCCCGUCUAUGUUUUUCAGAGUCUUGGCGUGUGGGCUCAGUAAGUGUGACAGCAUAUCAUUAUAAAGUCUGUCGUAUCCUACCGUAGCGUUUACCGUUACCAUUAAGGUAUCAGUAACCAAUCAGAUGCGUUUGAUAUGUCUGAUUAACCAAUCAGAUCCGUUUGAUAUGUCUGAUUAACCAAUCAGAUACGUUUGAUAUGUCUGAUUAACCAAUCAGAUGCGUUUGAUAUGUCUGAUUAACCAAUCAGAUACGUUUGAUAUGUCUGAUUAACCAAUCAGAUACGUUUGAUAUGCCUGAUUAACCAAUCAGAUACGUUUGUAAUGUCUGAUUAACCAAUCAGAUGCGUUUGAUAUGUCUGAUUAACCAAUCAGAUACGUUUGAUAUGUCUGAUUAACCAAUCAGAUGCGUUUGAUAUGUCUGAUUAACCAAUCAGAUACGUUUGAUAUGUCUGAUUAACCAAUCAGAUACGUUUGAUAUGUCUGAUUAACCAAUCAGAUGCGUUUGAUAUGUCUGAUUAACCAAUCAGAUGACGUUUGAUAUGUCUGAUUAACCAAUCAGAUGCGUUUGAUAUGUCUGAUUAACCAAUCAGAUACGUUUGAUAUGUCUGAUUAACCAAUCAGAUACGUUUGAUAUGUCUGAUUAACCAAUCAGAUGCAUUUGAUAUGUCUGAUUAACCAAUCAGAUACGUUUGAUAUGUCUGAUUAACCAAUCUGGUACGUUUGAUAUGGCUGAUUAACCAAUCAGAUACGUUUAAUAUGUCUGAUUAACCAAUCAAGCGCGUAUUAGGCCAGUGAGAGGUAGUGGAAGUCAAAUCUGAAGCUCUAUUAAGUUUGAAAUAAUUGUUUAUUUCACAGAGUUGUUCUCGGAGCAGGUGUUGGUCCAUUUCUCUAUAAGCUCAUCAGGAUUCAUUAUGGAGCCACACAAGCUCUCGCUGGGGUUGGUGUAGGGAUGAUUGUGGGUAUCAGUAGUACUUGUGGGACAUUGAUUGGUGAGUAUCCUGAUAUCCUAACACAUAAACACGUAUGUGAAGAGUAUUUGAAGGCUUCGUUAAUCAACUGACAGUCAGCUUAAAACCUGUCGGCAAAUACUUUGUAGUUUAUGCUGAAUGGUAAUGCGAUAUUUUAAAGUCUCUUAUUGUUUGGUCAAUAAACCUCCCACCUUAUACCACCAAGAGAUAUGCAACCAAAACAGUUACAUCUUAGCCCAGGGUUCGCGCUAACUAGUUUGGAACAACCCAGCUCUCAACUACAAAAAGAAUGAUUUAUACCUAACUCAACUUGAACUUAAUAGGUUCGUUGUUUGGCAGCAAGACUGAACUAAAGAACAGUUGUAAAGUGGCAGCAAAGUAUUGUUUUUUCUUACAACUUGUUGGGAUGUGGAUGACAUUUAUGUUUCUAGUCCCUGGAUGUAAUGAUAUCAACGUCCCUGAGCAAACGCAAAGGUAAGCGAAGGUAAAGGCGUCUUUAUUGCAAGAGGGUCUGGACUCAACUGAGAAAUACUCUAGUUGACAAACGAUGAAACAACGGUUUGGGAACGGCCAUACCGCUGACAAUUGACUUAAAUUUUGAUAUUUUUAGCUCGUGCAAUUGUGAUGGUGUGAAAUACGUUCCAGUAUGUAAUUAUAACACGACGUACUACUCUGCUUGCCACGCUGGAUGUCCACAGCAGAACUCAACAUCAAAGGUAAAUAUUACCAGGGCUUACCUCUGUCGCCAAACAUUGUCUCAUUCUACCUCCAUGGGAGUACUUUCAGUUCUGCUAAACACCACAGGUUUUGUCCAGGAAGAACGUCGGGGGAGAUGUAGUUUAGCUUUCCUCCCCUCGUAAAACUGGACAGACAAAUAAUCGGCAGAACAGUUUUGAACAUUUAACAUUAGUACAUUUUAAAGAAUAUCAUAAAUUCUCAGCUUGAAGCAACCAAACCUUCGAUCAUAUUUUCUCUAGAUUUAUAAAAACUGCUCCUCUGCAUUCUCGAGUGGAAACGAACAAUCUGAAUUAAAGCUUGGUGUUUGUGAUCGAGGCUGCAAGAAUGUUUAUAUUUUCUUAAUUGGUUUUACUUUACUCCUGUCUUUGAGUUAUCUCAAUGAUAUUCCUGGCAAGGUCGUUACUAUGAGGUAUUUACUAUCUGGCCUUCCUGCCCCCGAGGUUGAAUAAUCAAUAAUGCAGUAUGAUUUUUUCCUGCAGGAGUGUACCAGACAAUCAGCGUUCUUAUGCUCUAGGUCUUCAGCUGGUCCUGUGGCGAGCUCUGGGCAGUCUCCCAGCGCCGGUCAUCUUUGGAUCGUUUAUUGACAGAUCUUGUAUAUUAUGGCGGGAGUCAUGUGGGCAGAAGGGAGAUUGUCUGGCUUAUAAAACUGGCAGUGUCGUCUACGUCAUCAUCUCAUCAUCCCUUGUACUUCAAGGUAAGUCUGCAAACUAUCUCAAACGUAGUGCAAGGACGUGGAACAGGGAGGCCGGGGGAGGGGCAUGGCCUUUUCGGUGGAUAAUAAAAAAUCACCGGAUAAAAUCCAGCCUGCCUGCGUGGAAUAGCUCCCGUGCUAUCCUGCCCCCUCCGCCCCCCACACUUAAAAACAGGGUCCGCGGUCCCUGUAAUGGUCCAGUGUAGGUAGUAUUCUACAAUAAGCUGUUGUGGUUUGUGUCUGAACUACCUGAAAAAGAUAUCUCAAACGUGGUGGUCCAGUGUAGGUAGUAUUCUACAAUAAGCUGUUGUGGUUUGUGUCUGCACUACCUGAAAAAGAUAUCUCAAACGUGGUGGUCCAGUGUAGGUAGUAUUCUACAAUAAGCUGUCGUGGUUUGUGUCUGAACUACCUGAAAAAGAUAUCUCAAACGUGGUGAUCCAGUGAAGGUAGUAUUCUACAAUAAUCUGUUGCGGUUUGUGUCUGAACUACCUGAAAUUAAAAAGAUAUCUCAAACGUGGUGGUCCAUUGUAGGUAGUAUUCUACAAUAAGCUGUUCUGGUUUGUGUCUGAACUACCUGAGAAAGAUAUCUCAAACGUGGUGGUCCAGUGCAGGUGGUAUUUAGGUAGUUUAGAUAAUACUGCCUACACUGAUCCUCUGGUGUAGUAUCAACUACAAAUGAUCAAUUUAUUUCCUAGCGUUGGCCAUAAUAUUCUUCCUGCUGUGUUGGUAUUUUGCUUGCAAAUCCAGAGCAGAUCACGAUGUCCAUCAAAAUGGCGGACCUUCGUCUGUUGAAGGAAAUGGAAGUGUUUCCAACGGAAGUAUUUCUUGGCCGAAAGAGCAUGGAGUAGACAAUCCUGUGGGUGUGAACGAAAUCAUUUGCGAUGAAGUUGAGACGAAAUUUUGACAGAAAAUGACGGUGAUAAAAUUUCGACUUGAGAAACUACUCGAAAAGAUGUAUAAAAUAGUUCUCGCUUGUUCUCGCAUGUAUUUCACACAUUUUAUAACUUGUAAAUUGUUCGUAUGUAUAGUCGCAUCUUAGGUAACAAAAAAUUGGAAGAACAAUCGCUGGACACUCUACUGUUUUUAUGGUAUUUAUAGAACAAGUUAAUCCUAACAUAUUGCUAGCUUACAAAUGAAUGGUUUUUGUUAUAUACUUAAAAGGUUCUCAAAAGGAUAAAAAUACCAAGGAAUACUAGAUUCCCCUUAUUACGUUUUCGUAGCGAUUUGCAUUGUGGUUCUAGUGGUAUCACUGAUAUUCAAGAUGGCGUAUUUUUUUGUCCUGACCCAUUCAAGAACUUUUAAAAAAAGCUAGGGUCAGGUGUGCGAUAGCCAACAGCAAAAUAUUUGCGAAAACAUUCAAUAUUUUCAUUCGAGGCCACUCUCUUUAUCAGUGAUACACUGAUACCACUAUAACCACAAUGCAAAGCGCUACUUUUUGGGGUACUUUGCCAAUCCUGCAGCACCACGUAACGGCGACAUUUUAUAAUUUUAUGGGUGUAUGAUGGUAAAUUUACUCUGUAAAUAGUUAGUUUGUUCUGAAAUAUUGCUUUUCACAUUGUUAUAAUCGUUUACGAAAAAUUACAGUACCCCAAAAAUGGCGGCGUGAGAAAGGCUGAUUA
This is a messenger RNA of Paramuricea clavata, 11419 nucleotides long. The record is from the annotation of a GenBank genome assembly. Lineage: Eukaryota; Metazoa; Cnidaria; Anthozoa; Malacalcyonacea; Plexauridae.